Messenger RNA from Dermatophagoides farinae (American house dust mite), 2300 nucleotides. RefSeq names its product pancreatic lipase-related protein 2. Gene Ontology annotation, biological process: lipid catabolic process. NCBI's taxonomy places the organism in Eukaryota, Metazoa, Arthropoda, Arachnida, Sarcoptiformes, Pyroglyphidae. The record is from RefSeq and is a predicted model, not a curated record. Gene Ontology annotation, molecular function: lipase activity.
AUGGUUACAUUUUAUUUAUAUUUAUUAUCGGAUUGUCUAGUCUGACAAACAAAAAUGAAAAGAAUAAUCAAAUGUGGCGCCAGGUAAUGCAGACAUGAGAGGAUGAAUAAUAAUAACCGGAUGGGUGCCGUCGUUUCUCUGCAUUGGGCGUAGUUCAUCUAUUAUGAAUUUUUUUUUCGUUUUCGUCAUCGCUUAUCAUGAAUAAAAAUCGUCGAAAUUUUUCAUUCAUUCGUUCAUUCGGUUGUAGUCAUUUUCAUUUCAUGUUCCUGUGAGAAUAUAAUUUAGACCAGAAUUUUAGACCAGAAAAAAUAAAUUUUUGAUUUUUUUUCUAAUCGUUGAACUUGAUGGUUGGUUGAUGAAUCCUUGAUCCAUAUCCAAAUCCAUAUAGAUUGAUGAUCAUCAUUAACGGAAAUUGAUCAAUUACAUUGAUAAUGAUGAAGGUGAUUUUUCGUUGUUUUUCAAUAAAAAAAAUCGAUGGCAAAUUGAUGUCAUGGUUUCGUGGAGAUUGUAUAAAAACAUUUGAAUCAGCGAUGUGUGCACUAAGAUUACAAACAAAUACCAAAAAAAAAAAUUCCUAUAAUCAUGAAACCAGAAAUUACUGCCACAACAACAUUAUCCUUCAUUCUUUUUGUGUUAGGUUCACGUUUGAUUAAUGGAAUCAGUAAUAUAACAUAUCCUGGAAUCGGUACAUUUACAAGUAAAGAUUUCAAACAUCCAAUAUAUCGACCAAUUGUUUUAUUGCCUGAAUCUCCAGAAGAAAUUGGUCCAUUAUUUUUGCUUCAUACCAGACGAAAUCGUUAUGAACCAGUAAAAUUCGCUUAUGACGAAGAUUCACAACAAUUUCCUGUUUUUUUUGAUCCAAGAAAACCAACAUGGAUUCUGAUGCAUGGUUUCAAUCAUCAUAGUCUUAAACCAUGGAUGAAUAUCUUUAAAGACACGCUACUUGAUUUGGAUGAUUUCAAUGUUUUUAUUGUCGAAUCACGACGAUCAGAAUCUGGUAUUUCAUAUUCACUUGCUGUUGCCAACAUACGUGUUGUUGGCAUUAUGGUGGGAAAACUUGUUGAAAAACUUGUGAAUCAAUUUGAUACUAACCAUACGACGACCAAUGUAAAUUCUUCAUCGUAUGAAUCAUUCACACUGGUUGGACAUUCAUUAGGUGCACAUAUUGCUGGUUAUGCAGGGAAAUAUCUAAAUGGCUCAAUCGGUCGUAUUUAUGGUUUGGAUCCAGCUGGACCAUUUUUUAAAAAUCAUCCAGAUCCUAAUUCCCGGCUGUGGCAUACAGAUGCCAGAUUUGUUUUCAACAUUCAUACGAAUGGUGGAACGAUUAUACCGGGAUUUUCAUCAGGCAUGAUGGAUACUUGUGGCCACGUUGAUCUGUAUAUGAAUGAUGCACAUCAUCAACCUGGUUGUCCGAAAGAAAUUGAAAAUGACUUGACAUUUGAUUCUUGUCAUCAUCGUCGUGCCAUAUGGCUGAUGAUUGAAGCUGUGUCCGGUGCUAGAAUACCAGCCAUUGGUUAUGAUUGUGAUUCAUGGGAAUCAUUCGUACAAGGCCAAUGUGUUUAUGAUUGUAAUCGUGAUCCAUUCAGUUGUGUACGAUUAGCACCGAUUAAUCAAUCUGUCGCCGUUGUUGAUAAUUCAUUGAAUCAAAUUACUGUUGGCCGUCGUUAUUAUAUGAUUACAGCUAAUGAAAAGCAAUUUUUCCGUUAUCAAUAUCUAAUCAAAUUCGAUAUGAAAUAUGAUACAAAUCAAUUUUCUGGUAUGGAUCCAAUUUUGCGACGUGUAACGAUUCGUGUAAGGAAUCCAGAAAAUGAUCGUUAUGAAGUUUUGGAUCUAAUUACAUGGUCAGAACCUUGUGCAGAUGUGGGUAAAAGUCGAGCCAUCGCUCUAUAUAGCGAUUUGGAACAAUUGAAAAAUAAUCUCGAAAUACGAUGGGAACGUUUCUUGUGGAUUAAAAAAACCAGAAUGUUUAUCAAUAGUAUUACUAUCACAAGUUUAUCUUGUAAAAGUUGUGAAUGGCCAACACCGAAAAUGAUACGAUUAAUACCAUCAUCGGCAUCACCGUCGUCGAUGACAGAGGAAAUGGAUGGAAUUGUGAAUGAUGAAUGGAUAUCAUUUCAAUCGAUCGAUAAUCAAUGAAUCAAUGAAUAAUUUAAAAAUUUUAAAAAUGAAAAAAAUUAAAAAUAAAAACAAAAACACAAGAUGGCAGCACAUUUGGAAUAAUUCAAUCAUGGAAAACAGUACUACCAUCUAUCUGAAAUGAUUGUAAAUAAAAUUGACACAAAAACAAAAACCAAUACACA